Miscanthus lutarioriparius is the source of this 276-nucleotide messenger RNA. The record is from the annotation of a GenBank genome assembly. NCBI's taxonomy places the organism in Eukaryota, Viridiplantae, Streptophyta, Magnoliopsida, Poales, Poaceae.
AUGGCGGCGAAGGCGAUCUCGAGCCCCGUGCCGGUGGAGUGGUACCCGACGCUGGCCGUCGUCAUGGUAUCCGUUGGCCUCAUGUUCACCGCCUCCUUCUUCAUUUAUGAAGCAACUUCAUCCAGGCGGAGCCGUAGCCUGCCAAAGGAGAUCGCAACAGCAGCUGUUGCUUCUGUUUUCCUGAAAGGUGAUCGUAUCAUGCCUAAGUUAUCUUUGAUUGUUCCACAGGGCUUUGGGUCUCUGUUCGUGCUGCUUGCAAGUGGUGUUUACGUCUGA